AUGUGUCAUGGGUCAAAACUCACUAACUUCCUAGGGAAAAAACGUGAACGUCCACCUUGAAAUAGCAGCAAAUUUCAAGCAAAUACUUUUCUCGCUUCUCCCCGCGGAACAUUGAGCAUCUGGGGUAAAACAAAGCUCACUGGUUCUUUCGGGCCAGUCAUUAAGUGCUUAAGACUAAAAAAAUGGACAAAGCACAAGUGUCAAAAUAUAAAUAUGGCUAAUGGUUGUUUGUAUUUAAAGCAGAUGUAGCAAGUUCAAUUUCUACUUAACAAGACUCUCCACCAUUAAAUCACUUAUACCAUUUUCGCAUCGUCUACGAGUACACCAUGAAGGCAAAGUUGUUACUCAAUUUUUUCUGGCUUGUUUCAGCAUUGGCAUCAUCUCCAGAAGAGAACGGCGACACCAGGGAUGACGAAUUGGUUGAAGGUGACAUGAAGUUCUCACCUGGGCAGACAAGAGGUUCAAUUUCAAACCGACUGUGGCCCAAUGGAGUGUUUGUCUAUGACAUUGACAAGUCCUUACUCAAGGAAGCCGUCGCGAUGUCUGCGAUAAAUGGCGCAAUGAGGGCCUGGACUGUCAAAACACAGGGCUGCAUAAAAUUUCGGAAACGAAGAGGAGACGAACAGGCAUAUGUGUCCUUUUUCAGAGGUGACGGGUGCUGGUCCUAUGUUGGAAGAAAUGGUUACAAGCAACAACUGUCCCUCUCAGGAGGUUGCUGGCGUCAUGGAACCAUCGCUCAUGAAAUCGGACAUGCUCUUGGAUUUCUUCACGAACAAUCGCGCCCGGACAGAGACAAUUAUGUCGAAAUCAAGUUUGAAAACAUUCGGUCGGGUUUCGAAGGAAAUUUCCGAAAGUCAUAUAGCACAGACUCGCUGGGGACGCCCUAUGAUUAUGGGUCGAUCAUGCAUUAUGGGGCGAGGUACUUCUCUAAAAAUGGAAAGCCGACCAUUGUGCCAAAGAAAGCUGGGGUGUCUAUUGGUAACCGAGUGGCUCUUAGUCCUGUCGACAUCGAACAAAUGAAGAGACUGUACAAGUGCAGCGGAUCAUCAGUAAAUCCUCAAACUCCGCCACCCCGAGUAACCCCUCCACCAACUGCAUCUUUUUCUUGCAAUUUCGAUAAGAGCCUCUGUGGUUUCAAGCAAGACAAAGAUGACAAAUUUGACUGGAGACGACAUAGCGGGAAUACACGUUCUGGUGGCACAGGACCAAAACAGGAUAACACUUCAGGAAAAGGUUAUUACGUAUACAUUGAGGCUUCCAGUCCGCGUGAACCUGGUGACAGUGCCAAAAUAUCCCGAAUGGUUUCACUGUCUGGAGAGUCUUGCCUGAGGUUCUAUUACCACAUGUAUGGAAACAACAUGGGAACUCUUAAGGUUAAGCUAUCCGGUCAAGUGAUUUUCAACAAGAGUGAAGACCAGGGAGACAAAUGGCACAUGAAACAAAUUAGUCUUAAAGGAAAAGGAAUUAGAAAGUUGACUUUUGAAGGGAUUAGAGGAAGUAGCUACAGAGGAGAUGCUGCGAUUGACGACAUCGCCAUAUUUGAUUGCUAAGUUGAAAAUUCAGCGAAAUACCAAGUCGAUACAUGAAAAUGUAGAAUUUGCAUUGAAAUAAAACGGACAUGUACGAUGAA
Orbicella faveolata is the source of this 1630-nucleotide messenger RNA. RefSeq names its product astacin-like metalloprotease toxin 1. Gene Ontology annotation, biological process: proteolysis. Gene Ontology annotation, cellular component: membrane. Gene Ontology annotation, molecular function: metalloendopeptidase activity; zinc ion binding. NCBI's taxonomy places the organism in Eukaryota, Metazoa, Cnidaria, Anthozoa, Scleractinia, Merulinidae. The record is from RefSeq and is a predicted model, not a curated record.